CCUGCACACCCCCACAAUACACUGCAAGUACACAUUUCACAAAGAACGAGAGAGAGAGAGAGACAGAGAGACAGAGCAAUGUAGUCAUUGUAGGAAAGAACUUAUUAACAAUUCGAUACACACAGAUUGCUUUGCUCUUCGGUGUUGUUUACUUUUGCUUCUGCUUACACAUACGCGUGGUUUUUAUUCCUUCUGUUAAGUGUUGAUUGCUCUAUCGCAAGCUUCCUAUGCGCGUUCGAUUUAAUAGAUCUGUAAGUUUGUAUUCGGUGGCGAGUAUCGGCAAAUUGAUACUUGAAAAUUCAGGGCAGUUUUUGGUGUGAUGAGCGGUUUUUCUUUGCGGUUACAUGAUAAACGCGCAUUUAAGGGAUCGUUCAUGUCUUUGAUUUGCCUUGACGGAUGAUUUAGGAAAUAUUUGGGGCCUGAUUUGGCUUAAUAAUGGCGGGAGAGAUCGGGGAACCGUAUAGCAUUAGCUUUCAGGCAGAUUCUUUGCAUUCUGGUUCUAUAUCCUUUGGAAGAUUUGAAAAUGAAGCUUUAUGUUGGGAGAAGAGGUCAUCUUUUUCACACAAUAGGUAUCUUGAAGAGGUUGAGAAAUGCUCUAGACCGGGGUCAGUUAUUGAGAAAAAGGCUUAUUUUGAGGCUCAUUUCAAGAGGAAGGCUCUUCUUCGUCAAGGUUUAGCAGAAGAUCAAACCGGUAGAGAACACAAAAUUACUGGAGAUAAUCUUGUCAAGAAUGAGGGUUGGGGAGAUGAAGCGGAUACUGCAAAUGAAGGUUGUAGAUAUCAUCAAUUCAAUGCGAAUAUCUUAGAGAAUGUUGGUCAUGGAGAAGAUUUUGAUUUUGGAAAUGAAGCAAACAAAGUUGAUCUGGGUAAUGAAGUGAGUCUAAUUGAUGAUGAUGCAAGUGAAUAUGAUCAUUAUACUUAUGAUGAGGAAAGUGCUGAACGCUCAGAUUAUCAGGAAGAAUCUUUAGUAUCAGAAUCUGAAAAAGAACAUGGAGUUUUAUUUGUUAAAUGUAACAUGGAAGUUGCUUUGGCCAAUAAUGAUGUUUUACUGGACAGUGUUGUUCCUCAAGAUGUUAUCUCUGAGGAAAGGCAUCAAAGUGAAAGUGGGUCGAACCAAUUACAUGUGGACAAUGAUGAACAAGUGGUAGAAGUGAAAGAGGACUCAAAUGAUUGUGCAGUUAAUGUGUAUGAUCCUCUCCCCAUGGAUGUAACAGUCAAGAAAGGUAACACAGUGAGUUCAGAGGUAAAUCUGUCUCCAAAGGUAAAGACUACAACCGAAAGGAAGUCUACCAGGUCCAGAUUGAAGUCUCAGGGGAAUGUUAGUCAUGUCCAGAAAACCAUUCCAAAUGAUGCUCCAAAAAUUGCUGCAAAGAGUCAGACUGGAAAGGAAAAACAGAGUACAGGGAGAAUAAAAAUAGAAAAGCAGCCGUUACAAACUACGGUGAGAGCUGAACGUUCAUCCAAUGGAUUUCAAAAAAAGUUUGCGGUGCAGGAUUCUGAAAGUUGCAAUGCAAAAUCAGAUUUUGAGAAUAGAAGUGAACAAGAACAAAGGGGAAAGAAAGCAGUUGAAUCUCAACCUUCCUCAAAGAAGAUAGAGUCCAGGGCACGUCUAACUAACAGCAGGGUUAAGGAGGCUGUCAAUUCAUCUAAGCCAGAGAAAAAGACAGAUGCUACUGCUUUCAAUUUCAAAAGUGGGGAACGAGCUGAGAGGAGGAGAGAGUUCUAUAUGAAGUUGGAAAAGAAAAUGCAUGCCAAAGAGGCUGAGAUGAAUAGGAUCCAGGCACGGACCCAGGAGAAAACAGAGGCUGAGAUCAAACAAUUCAGAAAAAGCUUGAAUUUUAAGGCAACACCGAUGCCUUCUUUCUAUCAUGUUUCCGCACGACCAGGACCCCUUAACAAGAAGGCUGCAUCAUGUAACACUGGAUCAACCAAGGGAGCAAGUGGAGCUGCUGCAAGCUCACAAUUGCAUUCCAAGACAGCAAGUAACCAAAAUCCAUCCAGCAAGGAACCUGCACUGAGAAAUGAUAUAUGUGAAUCUUCAGGAGCAUCUGAUUGCCCAACAACUGAGCCUUCUGAAGCUGGCCGGAAACAGCGACAGGAGAAAGAUUGUACUUUGCGAAGACCUAGAGUAACGGAGAGUUGUAAGGUGAGUAAAGAGCAGAGGGUCGAAAGGAAGACAAAGACUGGAGAAGUGCGGGGA
Molecule: messenger RNA, 2199 nt
Organism: Carica papaya (papaya)
Lineage: Eukaryota; Viridiplantae; Streptophyta; Magnoliopsida; Brassicales; Caricaceae
Product: TPX2 (targeting protein for Xklp2) protein family
Source: RefSeq, a predicted model, not a curated record